Molecule: messenger RNA, 3088 nt
Organism: Fusarium odoratissimum NRRL 54006
Lineage: Eukaryota; Fungi; Ascomycota; Sordariomycetes; Hypocreales; Nectriaceae
Product: BUD32 protein kinase
Exons: 1
Coding region: 789-1577 (262 amino acids)
Biological process (GO): protein phosphorylation
Cellular component (GO): EKC/KEOPS complex; nucleus; cytosol
Molecular function (GO): ATP binding; protein serine/threonine kinase activity
Source: RefSeq, a predicted model, not a curated record
CACAACUUGUUAAUGUCAUAGUUUAAGAGGAUGCACCACAAGCCUGCUCAAGAUUGGCAGUAUCCAAAAACUAAUGCUGCGUUGCCGAACCGUCCAGCGGGUUUUCACAUUGCAUUGGCGGAUGGAUUGCAUUCCGAGUGGGUUCAUCUGCAGGUUGAGAAUCACCAUCGGUUGGAUGUGACCAAUUCUUGCAGGACACUAUGCUAGGCUUAUUUGAGUAGUGUCUCGGAUCCUCAGAGCGCCCAAGUCCAUAAAAGCAUGGGUAUUGAGGUCUGGAAUUAGGGUUAGGAGAAGGGCAGUACCUUGGUGGAUCAAGUCUAGGGCUUGAGGAGGAGAAAGAGAGCUGAAAGACAUUAGUUUGUUGAGGUGAAAGUUAUGAGAGUCAUCUAGUAUGUAUUGAAUCUUUGAGUAGCUCCCCCGGCGAUUUAAAAUCCAUGGAGGGGUAAAGAGAAGUUGGCUGGGUUGACGUUGUUGUCAUAAGUCGGAAUAAACUUGAUUCGUUACUGAAGGCUUUAGCCGCUGUCAGUUUGGCACCCAGUAAAAAGUUCGCGGGCCGUUGAAGGCGUGAGCGAAGUGGUGCCAAUUAUUUCUCUUCUCUCCUCUCCCUUGUCCCUUGGGCAAGGUUCUGACAUUCCACUGACUUCAUCGAUGCCCUGUACCUGCGCCAGUCUUCCAGCUUAUCAGAAUCAUCGGAUCUUUCUCCACUGAUAUCGCCUGUUUCUGCAUUCUCUAUUACCAUCCUCGUCCUCCUGCUCCCAAGAAUCCUCAACAAUAUUAGGAACCUGCUCAUGGCGACGACUACAGCGACGGUGACGGCUGACCCCGCGCUGCAAGCGCAGCAGUUUCCCCUCCCAAAGAUCCUCGAAUACCCCGCGUCGACCCCGCCAAUCCUCAUCACCCAAGGUGCCGAGGGUCGCCUCUACAAAACCACUUACCUAUUACCCGAUAUUCCCUGCGCCCUCAAGUAUCGCCCUCCUAAGCCCUGGCGUCACCCGAUUCUUGAUCAGCGGCUCACGAAACACCGGAUCCUUUCAGAAGCUCGUAUUCUUGCAAAGUGUCGCCGCGAUGGGGUUCGUGUACCAGCUGUGUAUGCUGUGGAUGAAUCUGCUGGGUGGUUGAUGCUGGAAUGGAUAUCUGGAGGCCCUGUUCGAAAGGGCAUCAAUGAGCGGCUCGGAAAUAGAACUGAAGGCAUAGAGAGCGAUGCUGAGCUGAAGGACCUCAUGCGAAGGAUCGGUACUGCUAUUGGCAACAUGCACAAGGUCGGCAUUGUCCACGGUGACUUGACCACAAGCAACAUGAUGUUGCAACCCCCAGCUAACCCCCAAGAUGGUAAUUCCUUACAUGGAGAAUUGGUUAUUAUCGAUCUGGGUCUUGCGAGUGGAAGUAUAUCAGACGAAGACCGGGCAGUGGAUCUCUACGUUCUGGAGAGAGCAUUUGGUAGCACACAUCCAAGAGCAGAGUGCCUCUUUCCAGAGGUGCUCGAAGCCUAUGGCCAGACCUUCAAACAGGCCAAGAUUGUUCUCAAGAAGCUAGAAGACGUGCGGAUGAGAGGCCGCAAACGAAGCAUGCUUGGGUAAACAAAAAGAAAAACAGAAAAGCCGUCUUGCAGCCAAUUUCCCUACCAUAGUGUCUAAACUCCGUGUAUCUGAUGCUCGCUGUUUUGCAAAAAACAAAUGGACAAAUGAUGCCACUACAUUCCAUCCUAUAUGGCUUGGAGAUCCAAUAUGCCAGAAACCCAAUGGUUCAUCAUCUCUUCCUUUUUCCCUUUCUUUGUCUUUCCUCUUUUUCCCGGCCGUCAGGGAAUUGUCCAACUAUGGUGCCACCAGCUCCGCUCCAGCAAAAUAUCCCUUGUUCUCUAUGACGCCUCGAUCCUGUACGAAUGCUGUGUAUCGCACUACCCAUUCCGGGACAAUCUCUCCUGUCAAACCCGCACCGCUGUUAUCGGGAUCGGCAAGGAGACCUGCGCCGUUCGGCCCGUGGCUAAGAAGUUCUCGAAGAGUACCGUGAGGAAGAAUAUCGAUACAGUCGUUGUGAACAUGCAAUUCCACGCCUUCUUCCUCGGCUAGCUUUUUCAGCGGAGGCGGAACAUCGCAGCAGUUUCGCAGGUUGAUCUGGUCGAUGACGGGCCGGACACUCGCACGCUUAAUGAAAGCGCCAAGUUUCUCGCUACCAAACUCGGCCACAGCAAGACGCUUCACGAGGCCUUGCUUGUGCAGGCCCUCGAACACCUUCCAAGUCGCAAGCUCCUCUUCAAGGUUCCCCUGUUGGGCAUUGGUCUUGUCCGCCUCCCAUUCGCAGUUUCCUUCGAACGAAAUGCCAGGAAAAGAUACAAUCAGGAGGUCGAUGGUCUGAAUGCCGAGUUCUCUCCGGACCAAGUCCAGAGCCUCUUUGACAUGUUGUUCCCGAGCAGCUACUGACAUACCCGGGAGAACAAAAAACUUGACAGUGAUCUCAUACUGACUGGGUUCCUCUUGGAGGCCCGCGGCGUUCCAAUUAAUGCGAGGAACGUAUAGCGCAUCGCCUUCUUGUUCAGUCCAGAGGUCGACGGCUGUGUGCUUGCCUUUGGGCGUGUCGCCGUUCGUGAAGCCGUUCGUUUCUUGCGCAUCGAUCGCAUAAUCGCGCUGAGCUUCGGCGAUGUUGUCACGCAGAGAAUUGACGAGUUCGAGGUUGGAUCUGUUGUUGCCGGGUUUACGGAUAAUGGAGGGGCCUGCCAACAUGACAUUGCUGUCGAGAGGGGUUUUGUAAGCAUCCAUUAAAACUGCAGAGAAGUCAGAUAAAUACAUACGCAGUAGAUAGAAUAAGUCUCGUCAUGAUGAGAUUAUGUGAGAUAAUUGGAACACUAAAAUACGAGAGAGAUAAUCCCAACAAACAAAUGAGAAGAGAAUGGUUCGAGGAGAGACUUUUAGUAGACAAGAGGGAAAUUUUCGCCGUCGGGGUCUUCGAGGCGUAAACUCGGACACGCCAGUAUUAAACCUGCAGACCAAAAUAGUCUAUUCCAAGGCGCGCCCACUGUUGAAAUACGUGGGGUAAAGCAGAUAGCUUAGUAAUGUUUAAUUAUUCGAGGUCAAAGUUAUUAAUCACAGGCGAA